Selaginella moellendorffii is the source of this 480-nucleotide messenger RNA. RefSeq lists its product as uncharacterized. The record is from RefSeq and is a predicted model, not a curated record. The coding region runs from base 1 to 480 and encodes 159 amino acids. The transcript is spliced from 3 exons. Lineage: Eukaryota; Viridiplantae; Streptophyta; Lycopodiopsida; Selaginellales; Selaginellaceae.
AUGCCAAGGAGGGGAAUGCUGGUGCUGGCGCUCUUGCUGGCGUUGGAUCUCCUCCAUCCGACGGCCGCGCAGCGCGAGCCAGCCAAGUGCGCCAGCAGCGAUGCCGGAUCUGUGUUGAUGCCAUGCUUUGCCAUGCUUUGCCAUGCUUUCCUCGAGCAACAAAGCAGGGAGCCAUCCGCGCGCUGCUGCUCCGCCGUCGCAAACUCCACGCAAAAAGAGCCACCGCGCUGCCUGUGCGUGUUCCUCGACCAGCUCGCGCGCGCCAUGAAUCGAACCCAGCCCCUCCAGCUCCCGUCGCUCUGUGGCGACGCCCGGCCGGAGCGCUGCAAAGAUGCCGUUGCGCCGGCGCUUGCUCCAACGCCAGCUUUUUUGGCAGCUGGGGCUCUCGUACCUGGUCCGCUUCACAGUGGGGGAAGUUUUAUGCCUGUCACGAGUCCCUGGAACGUACUGGGGAUUGUCCUCGUUUUACUUAGCAUCUAA